Armigeres subalbatus is the source of this 4844-nucleotide messenger RNA. Its product is annotated as low-density lipoprotein receptor-like. The coding region runs from base 937 to 4296 and encodes 1119 amino acids. The transcript has 16 exons. Gene Ontology annotation, molecular function: protein binding; hormone binding; calcium ion binding. Gene Ontology annotation, biological process: receptor-mediated endocytosis. Gene Ontology annotation, cellular component: apical plasma membrane; signaling receptor complex; plasma membrane. The record is from RefSeq and is a predicted model, not a curated record. Lineage: Eukaryota; Metazoa; Arthropoda; Insecta; Diptera; Culicidae.
UCGGUGGUGUUUCGUCGUACGGAAAUUUCUUCCGCCUAGAGUUUUGUUACAUCCCAGAUCUACAGAGUGCAUAGCUAGGGCAGAGAAGUUGAAGGUGGUCCAAAUUUCAAUGUCGAUUGGAUGUUAUUGGAUGCAUAAUCGGGACAGAAGGGCGCUAAAAGUAGGCACUUAGCCUCAAGGGAACGGAACUCGUACGUUCUCCUCCCGAGCAGGCCUUGAGGUGGACCUAAUUCGUGUUGAAGAAGCAGUAUUUCACUGUCAUUCUCCGGGGUGGUCUAUUUGCCUGCUGUGGUAGCCCCUUUGAGAGUCUUGUGCUGUUCGUUCUGGAGAUAUUGCGAAUUCGGGUAGAAUCUCGCUAUCAAAAAACGCAUUUGCAGAAAUUAAAAAAAAUGUUGUUUUGCUUUGCUGAUACUUGGUUUUGAGUGCCAAAGUGUGACAUUCGGAGGUGUGUGCGGGAAGAAAUUUAUCGAAAAUAUUGGCAGUCGCCGCUGUCAUCGCAAGAGUUCGAUUUGUGGCUGCGUUGGUGUGUGUUCGAUUUCGUGAAGAGAAGUGGUUUUGUGGCUGAAAGUGGUGUUGCGUUGUGUUGUUGUUGCUGCGUUUGGAGCAUUGUUUCUCUCCACCUUUCUGGCUACCCCGGACGGAGUGUGUUCAUUCCGCUGCCAGUAUUUUUUCGCUCUGUGCCGUGCCAAAAGAACCACUUGACGUAACCAUCUGACGAUAUAGCUCUGUUCGUUUCCAUCGGCGAAUGCAUUAUCUCCAAUUAAAAAAGCAAUAACAAAUUUGUGGUUUUUUAUAGUGCCAAGUGUUUUGUGUGUGGGUCAAGUGAUCGAACGUGUAUUCAUCUCUAGAAUAAAUCCCAUGAAGAUCAGUGUCAAGGUGUAUUAGAAGUUUGUGUAAAAAAAAAGAAAAAAAAGGGGAUCAAUUUUGUUUGAAACCAUGACCCGGUCACUACGAUUGGUAGUGCUCGGGGUGCUUUGCCUAGUAGCCUACUACUGUUGUGAUGCAAGCAAAUUGGGUACAAUUGCCGGUCUCGAUGAUGCGGCUGCCCUGAAGGAAGAUACUCUUCAAAGCAACAUGCUGCCCGAGGAAGAACCGGUGCAUGUCACCAAAGGACCAAAGCUGGUGACGAAGCCCGUUAAAGUGACCCCGGCGAUCGCGAAAGGACCCUCUAAUGAAUUGAACUCUACCCUUCAGUGUGCGGAGCGUCAGUUUCGCUGCAACGAUGGCCACUGCAUCCACGUUAGCUUCGUCUGCGACGGUGAGGCGGACUGUUCCGAUGGGAGCGACGAGCAUUCCCGGGAGUGCAAAGUUACAGAGAGCAAAGUUUGCUCCUCGGAGGAGUUCACGUGCCGCAGUGGAACGGGUACGUGCAUUCCGCUGGCCUGGAUGUGCGACCAGAACCGGGACUGCCCGGACGGAUCAGACGAGAUGUCGUGCAAUGAAACCUGCCGAUCGGACGAAUUCACCUGUGCUAAUGGGCGAUGCAUCCAGAAGCGUUGGCAGUGCGACCGAGACGACGACUGCGGCGACAACAGCGACGAGAAGGGUUGCCAGGCGACGACGUGCGAUCCCCUGAAGCAGUUUGCCUGCUCGGAGAACUAUUGUAUUACGUCCAAGUGGCGCUGCGAUGGGGAACCGGACUGCCCGGAUGGAUCCGACGAGAGGGGCUGCACAAACCCGACACCUCCCGCCGUAAACCCGUGUCUCUCGCUUGAGUACCAGUGUGCCGAUCGGAUAACCUGCAUCCACAAAAGUUGGAUCUGCGAUGGCGAGAAAGACUGUCCGCAAGGCGAUGACGAGAUGCCGCCCAUCUGCCAGAAUGUGACCUGUCGACCCGAUCAGUUUCAGUGCAAGAAGGACAAAACAUGCAUCAAUGGACACUUCCACUGCAAUGGCAAACGGGAGUGCUCCGACGGAAGCGAUGAGGUUGAUUGCGCUGAGCUACCUGCUGUGAAGUGUAAUCCUAAGACGGAGUUCGACUGCGGUUAUGGAAUGUGUAUCCCACUAUCGAAGGUUUGUGACAAGAAACCGGACUGCCCGGAAUUCCAGGACGAGCCUAACGAUAAGUGUGGCAAGAAUGAGUGUUUAGAGAGCAAUGGAGGCUGUUCUCAUCUGUGCGUGGACACGCCAGCUGGGUUCUACUGCGAUUGCAAACCGGGCUACAAACUGGUGGGGAACCGUACAUGCGAAGACAUUAACGAAUGCGAGGAGGCUGGAUCGUGUUCGCAAAAGUGUACCAACGAGAUCGGUACUUUCAAGUGCGAAUGCAUGACUGGCUAUCUGCGGGAUCCCCGGGAUCACACCAAAUGUAAGGCGACCGAGGGGCAUGCCUCGCUGUUGUUUGCCCGACGACAUGACAUCCGCAAGAUUUCGCUGGAUCACCGUGAAAUGACAUCCAUCGUGAACGACACCAAGUCGGCGACGGCAUUGGACUUUGUGUUCCGCACCGGAAUGAUCUACUGGAGCGACGUUUCCGAGCAGCGGAUUUACAAGGCACCAAUUGACGAGGGGUCGGACAAAACGGUGGUGGUCAAAGAUCAAACCGUCACCUCAGACGGUUUGGCCGUGGACUGGAUCUACAAUCACAUCUACUUCACCGACAUCAAGAAGGCAACUAUCGAGCUGACCAACUUCGACGGCAACAUGGGUAAGAUCGUAAUCAAAGACGAUCUGGAGAUCCCACGGGCUAUUGCACUGGACCCAAUCGAUGGCUGGAUGUACUGGACAGACUGGGGAACAACUCCUCGGAUUGAACGUGCCGGAAUGGACGGCACACAUCGGCAGGUGAUCGUAACCUACGAAGUGAAAUGGCCCAACGGUAUCACAUUGGAUUUGGUACGGAAACGUGUCUACUGGGUCGAUGCCAAGCUAAACACCAUCUCUUCGUGCGACUAUGACGGAUCUCAACGAUCGGUGGUCCUGUACUCGGCAGAUUACCUUCGGCAUCCAUUUUCCAUUACCACGUUUGAAGAUUAUGUUUAUUGGACCGACUGGGACAAAGAAGCCGUCUUCAAGGCGAACAAGUUCAACGGAAAAGACAUUGAACCAGUGACGGCGAUGCACAUGCUACAGCACCCGAUGACAAUCCACGUGUACCACCCGUACCGUCAACCAGACGGUACCAACCAUUGUCAAGCUGUCAAUGGACACUGCUCCCAUCUCUGUCUGCCAGCGCCGCAGAUCAACAGUCGAAGUCCAAAGAUAUCUUGCGCGUGUCCCACUGGGCUUAAGCUGAUGGAUGACGGCCUGAUGUGUGUGGAAGACGUGAGUGAAUCGAAUGCGAGGGGUCCAUCAACGUCGCAUGCUUCGAAUUCACGCUCCUCAACGGCCAAUGACACCAGCAGCAGCAACAACAAAGGCAUCGAACACCAUCCCGGUAAUAUUUACGACGACAAAAGUAUCAUUGCCUCCACGGGUAAACCAACUUCAUCGAAUGCAUCGCCAGCGUCUUCGCAUGGGGACCAUAACUCUUCCUCAUCACCAUCAUCAUCGUCACCGCCACCCACCCAACCCUCAUUCAGCAACAGCCUGCACAUUGGGGUCAUUUGCACCAAUCUAACCCGCAUCGAAGCGCUAAUUGCUACUCUAAAAUCCAUCAAAACGGUCAACAAAACCGUCCUGCAUCGAUCCUAUUUCAAUCGGCGUCGAGUGAAAGUAACUACUCGGGGACCCCCAGUCAAGCAUUCGCUGAAUGACGAACCAAAGACGGCCACCGCGACGACAAUCAAAGCAGACCAUGAAGACGAACACACGACAAAGUCCCCUCAGAAUGACCCCACAGACACCGACUAUCAGAACCAUGAAGAGGGAUCCGACGAAUACAGCUACUGGGAAUACCGGAAGCGGUUCAACAUGCUUGAGACCCUGUUUAUGGAUAAGGUGGCUGACAUUGGUGGACCGGACGGGGGCAAUCGUGACAUCUACGGAAAUGAACUGCACGCGUCUUUCGAGUACGUUCGAUGGCUUUGCCGGAAGUACCAAGCCACGAUGCGAAAUGGCACCGAUGGAACCAUCAUCAAGCCAGACGUGAUGGAGGACGACACCGGCGUGGUGGCCGUAAUUACGAUCGCGAUCACCUCGGUCGUAGUCAUCUUGUUCUUUGCGGCCGCUUACUUCAUCUAUAAGCACCACGUGCACCGGAACUCCACGUCGAUGAAUUUCGAUAAUCCGGUCUACCGGAAAACCACCGAGGACCAGUUCAGUCUGGAGAAGAACCUGCCGAGCCGCAUGUACCCGAGCACCGUCGGCGAAGAGGUAAGAGCCUUGGCCAGAGAUUACUCCGUGAGCAUACGAUAAGUUAACAAGCUUGGCCCGCUGGGCAACCAGAGUUAGGGCUAGUCGAACUGGACAGAAUGGAGCGGAACGGAAAGGAAAAUUUUGAAUGCUAGCAUUGCGCAAAAAAAACUCUAACUAACAAACUAACGAACACGUGUAGCUUUAGAUUACACCGUCUGAAAAGGAAGAGCAGAGAAACGAAAAAACGUUUUUUUUUAUCAUCGAGUUUUUUUGUCACAAGCCAAAAGGUGCAACUGUAGGAUAUCCCCACUUUUUAGAAAAAUAAAUAAAACACAUACUCUGUGUCACUUUCAACGCGGUAAUCAUCAAGGGUAGAGUAGUCGAGAGAAGUGAAAAAAUAUAAACUAAGCAACAGUGAACUCGAAAGCAGGAACCACAGGGCUCCUAAUUAAAAUGAAUAUCCAGAUAUCCAACAUGGUUCCGCAAAAAAAACAUGCACCAAAAGGGAUUCAUACGCCACCGAUGCAGUAAGGAUGUGAGCAAAAAAUAUCUAGAACCGAACAGAUACAGAAUCUAAUUAGCAAGCAACUAUAAUAUUUAUGUUGUCC